UGGACCCAUUGCGAAAUGGAAAAAACACAGGUGACACCACCCCCCAAAUAUAAUCUUCUGUCCGGACCAGAUCCCACUCCUGGUGAAGAAUCAGAGAGUAAAGCCACAAAACUACAGGAAGAAUAUUACAUUGAAAAUUAUGGCUACCUCAAAUCCGAAAAACAUUUUGUGCAGAAUGUGGAGUUUGUGCGGACAGGCUAUGGGAAGAAUCAGGUGAAGGUUUUGUAUGUGCGACGGGAAGGGACACACCACUACAUAAUUGAGCUGAAGGCAAAUGUCCAGCUUACUCUUAACUCUCGCAAAGACUACCUGACCGGAGACAACUCCGACAUCAUCCCCACCGACACCAUCAAGAACACCGUCCACGCUCUGGCCAAGCUAAAAGGAGUUAGAUCCAUUGAGAGCUUUGCUCUGGAUAUAUGCCAUCAUUUCCUGACAGCAUUUAAGCAUGUCACACGAGCAAAGGUCGACAUUGAAGAAGCCCCCUGGAAGAAACUAGAAAAGAAUGGAGUGGAACAUGCCCAUGCAUUCAUCUUCUCUCCAGAAUCCUGGCGCUUCUGUGAGGUAGAACAGUAUCUAAACGAACCACCAGUAAUUCACAGUGGAAUCAAAGACAUGAAGGUUCUGAAGACCACACAGUCAGGCUUUGAGGGCUUCCUGAAGGAUCGUUUCACCACACUGCAGGAGGUCAGGGACAGAGUCUUCUGCACCUCAGUCUAUGCUAGGUGGCGCUACAACAAGCACCAGGGCGUGCCUUUUGAUGCUGCAUGGAAAACUGUGAAGGACACCAUCAUCGAGAAGUUCGGUGGACCAUACGACCGUGGAGAGUAUUCACCCUCUGUUCAGAAGACCUUGUAUGAAUCACAGGUUCUGGUUUUGGACAGAGUGCCUGAGGUGGAGGAGAUUGAAAUAGUCAUGCCAAAUCAGCAUUAUAUUACGAUCGACAUGACAAAAAUGGGAAUAUCCAACAAAGAUGAGGUUCUUCUUCCUCUGGAUAACCCAGCUGGAAACAUUACAGGGACCGUGCGCAGGAAGCCUCGCUCUAGACUGUAAAACUGCUCAGAAAAAUGAGGGAAAUCUAGAAGAAGUCAAUGAAAUAAAAUAAAACAUGAAUUAAUACAAAAUGA
Astyanax mexicanus (Mexican tetra) is the source of this 1127-nucleotide messenger RNA. RefSeq names its product urate oxidase (gene uox). The transcript is spliced from 8 exons. The record is from RefSeq and is a predicted model, not a curated record. The coding region runs from base 16 to 1053 and encodes 345 amino acids. Gene Ontology annotation, biological process: purine nucleobase catabolic process; urate catabolic process. NCBI's taxonomy places the organism in Eukaryota, Metazoa, Chordata, Actinopteri, Characiformes, Acestrorhamphidae. Gene Ontology annotation, cellular component: peroxisome. Gene Ontology annotation, molecular function: urate oxidase activity.